Messenger RNA from Solanum dulcamara, 770 nucleotides. RefSeq names its product probable calcium-binding protein CML44. The transcript is spliced from 2 exons. Bases 201 to 680 code for a protein of 159 amino acids. Gene Ontology annotation, molecular function: calcium ion binding. The record is from RefSeq and is a predicted model, not a curated record. NCBI's taxonomy places the organism in Eukaryota, Viridiplantae, Streptophyta, Magnoliopsida, Solanales, Solanaceae.
AAUCUAUGCAAAAGACGAGGAGGAAAGGACGAUUCCACUUAGGGAAUGAAUUCUCCUUUCCCCAUAUAUGUGGAUAAAAUGAACAAACCUAGAAUUUAAUUUUCUCCAUUUAUAGUGGUAUCUUCUUAUCAUUAUUUCAACCUAGAAGCUUCAUUUUGAAUUUCCAAGCAAAGGAAAAUUUCUUUGUUUGUUGAGUUAGAAUGUCUACGUUGAACGAAAGCCACAUCCAGAGGAUAUUCGACAAGCUUGAUGAAGAUGGUGAUGGAUUAGUGAGCUUAGAUGAGCUGAAAGGCCUACUUGAUAAGAUUGGAGCUUGCACGGGCCUUGAAGAGCUUCAAUCUUUGGUAGGUAAAACGAGCCUUAACUUCAUCGACUUCUUAUUCUUUUACGAGGCUAUGGUGAAGAAAAAUAAUGGAGAAAAGAUAAAAGAGGACAAGAAUAUAGAUAAUAAUAAUAAUAAUUUGGAAGAUGAUCUUGUUGAAGCAUUCAAGGUUUUUGAUUUGAAUGGAGAUGGUUUUAUUUCAUGUGAAGAGCUUCAAAAAGUGUUAUCAAGAUUAGGAUUGUGGGAUGAGAAAGAAGGAAGUGAUUGUAAGAACAUGAUUAACAUGUAUGAUACUAACCUUGAUGGAGUUCUUGAUUUUGAAGAAUUUAAGAACAUGAUGUUGGUUUCAAAUUCUUGAUUUUUGGGUAUGCCUAAUUUGUAAUUAAUUAUAUUAUUGACUUUUUCAUGUAUUUGAAACUUUCUUGUGAACAUUGUUAUGAUGACUUUA